Messenger RNA from Fulvia fulva, 1569 nucleotides. RefSeq names its product Allantoinase. Gene Ontology annotation, biological process: purine nucleobase catabolic process; allantoin catabolic process. Gene Ontology annotation, cellular component: cytoplasm. The coding region runs from base 1 to 1569 and encodes 522 amino acids. The record is from RefSeq and is a predicted model, not a curated record. The transcript has a single exon. Gene Ontology annotation, molecular function: allantoinase activity; cobalt ion binding; zinc ion binding. Lineage: Eukaryota; Fungi; Ascomycota; Dothideomycetes; Mycosphaerellales; Mycosphaerellaceae.
AUGGCUCCUUUCGCGACAGGAACCGAUACACCACACGCAGUCGAUGGGUCCCCGAUUCUGCCUGGUGUAGACGCGUCACAAAUCACGGUUCUGGCCUCGUCGAGAGCUGUUAUCGAGAACAGACUUACCGCCGCGACGAUUGUCGUAUCAAGAUCGAGCGGCAAAAUCACCUCCAUCUUCGACUCCAUACUUCCAGCUUCGUCUUUCCCCGAUGGCACCCCAUACACAGACUACAGCCCGUAUGUGCUCAUGCCCGGGCUUGUGGACGCACAUGUCCACCUCAAUGAGCCGGGAAGAACAGAGUGGGAGGGCUUCUGGACCGGAACACAAGCUGCGGCAUUCGGAGGCGUGACGACCGUGAUUGACAUGCCGCUAAACGCGAUCCCACCUACCACGACUAUACAAGGGUUGAAGGAGAAGGUGGCAGCUGCGCGGGGGAAAUGUUGGGUUGAUACAGGCUUCUAUGGCGGCAUAGUGCCGGGCAAUGUCGAAGAGCUUAAGCCUCUGGUCAGAGCAGGCGUGCGCGGGUUCAAGGGAUUCCUCAUUGACAGUGGCGUGGAAGAGUUCCCAGCCGUCACAUCGUCAGACAUUCGGAAGGUCUUCGAGGAGUUGGCCGACGAACCUACUACGGUCAUGUUCCACGCAGAGAUGGUCCCGCCAGUCACUGCGUCCGUUGGGGAUGAUGCGCAAACUCCACUACCUCCCUUGGAGCCAACGGGACCACUGAACAAGUACCAGACAUUCCUCGACUCACGACCCUCGUCGUUCGAAGUGUACGCAAUCCUAGAGGUCCUGAGCCUUGCCCACCUGGCACCGAGGCUGCCUCUACACAUCGUGCACCUUUCAGCAGUGGAAGCAAUUCCGAUGCUUCGAGACGCCAGGGAGAAAGGUGUCAACAUCACAGCAGAGACUUGCUUCCAUUACCUAAGUCUGGCAGCCGAGAACAUCCAAGAUGGCGAUACGAGACACAAGUGCUGCCCUCCUAUACGAUCAGCUUCCAAUCAAGACGGCUUGUGGAACGAGAUGCUACUCCCCUCAGACAGCGUCAUCAAGACCGUCGUAUCAGACCACUCUCCCUGCACGCCCAACCUCAAGCUCCUGCCCUCUCACGUUCCCGGUGCAGAGGGUGGCAAAGCAGCAGGCUGCAACUCAGACCAAGGCAAAGGCGACUUCUUCACCGCAUGGGGCGGCAUCAGCUCCGUCGGUCUCGGCCUCAGCAUUCUCUGGACAGAAGCCAUGCACCGCAAUUUAGACGCUGAAGAAACUCUCCUAAACGUAGCGAAGUGGUGCUGCUACAACACAGCGAAGCAAGUAGGCCUCGAGCACAGGAAAGGAUCGCUAUCGGUAGGCAUGGACGGCGACAUAUGUGUCUUCGACGAUAAAGGCACGUUUGAGGUUGAGCCGAGUACUAUGCUGUUCAGGAAUAAGUGCUCGCCGUACGAAGGCAAGACGCUCAGAGGGUAUGCGAGGGAGACUUGGCUAAGGGGGCGCAAGAUCCAUAGCAGGGAGCAGGGAUUCAAGAUGGCGAAACCGGUUGGCGAGUUGUUGCUGGAACCUAGGCGAGCGUAA